AUGCCCCAAGACCCAAACCUUUACGGCCGACCGGCCCCAAAACGCCAGCGCAAGGAAAUGGACCUCUCGAGCUCCCUCUCCUUUGCCGCUCAAAUGUCCUCGCUACUCCAGAAACCCGGCCAGCCCUCAUCCUCCUCCUCCUCCAAGCCACGCCCAUCCAAAACAUCCGAGAUCUUCAAAACCAAACGCCACACCAGCGACGCAUCAACCACAAACGACAAGACCCGCCCUGGCCGCGCCGCCACCACCACCACCACCACCACCAGUAACAAAAAGGACAAGCUCCGCCUGCGCUCCCCAACCGGCACAUACGACUCGGAGCGCGACCGCGAGGCGGCCCGGCUGAACAUGGAGGAGAAAGCCCGGCGGUACGCCGCCAUGAAGCGGGGCGACUACAUCCCCUCGAGCAACAGCGACCGGGCGCCGCUCGUCGACUUUGACCGCAAGUGGGCCGAGAAGCACCUCGACGAAGCCGGCAACCGCAUCGAAGACGACACCUCAUCAUCCGCUUCCUCCUCGGACGACGACGACGACAACAACAACAACGACACGGAGCUGGUGACAUACACGGACGAGUUCGGGCGCGCCCGGCGCGUGACCACGGCCCAGGCGCGACGGCUUGAGCAGCGCGCCCGGUCCGGCCUGGCCGCCGCGGCCGACCUGGUGGAGAUGUCUGCGCGCCCGGCGGCGCCGCAGGGGCUGAUAUUCGGCGACGCGAUCCAGGGCGAGGCGUUUGCCGCCGCCGACGCCGACGCCAUGGAGAGCCUGGCGCGCAAGCGGGACCGGUCGGCCACGCCGCCUCCCGCGACGCACUACGACGCGCGCCAGGAGAUGCGCGGCCGCGGCGUCGGCUUCUACUCGUUCACGGCGGGCGACGAGGAGGCCAGGCGCAGGGAGAUGGAAGGCUUGGAGGCCGAGAGGCGAGAGACGGAGAGGGUGAGGGCCGAGAGGGAGGAGAAGGCCCGCGCGAGGAGGGAAGAUGCCGAGAGGAGGAGGCGGGAGAUUGAGGAGAGGAGGAGGGAGGUUGGCGAGAAGAGGGCAAAGAAGCUAGCCGAGAGCUUUUUGGACGGCUUGGGGAUGGACCUGGGUGCUUCUGGGGUUGCUGAUGCUGGUGCGACGGUUGAUUUUGAAUCCAAGAGGCAAAAGGAUGGAGAGACUAGAAAUUCAGACAGUCACCAGCCUGAUGGUGCGAGUAGACUUGGAGAUGGGACCGAGGCAGACGACAAGAAGUAG
This is a messenger RNA of Pyricularia grisea, 1233 nucleotides long. RefSeq lists its product as uncharacterized. The record is from RefSeq and is a predicted model, not a curated record. The transcript has a single exon. Gene Ontology annotation, cellular component: nucleus. Bases 1 to 1233 code for a protein of 410 amino acids. NCBI's taxonomy places the organism in Eukaryota, Fungi, Ascomycota, Sordariomycetes, Magnaporthales, Pyriculariaceae.